GACUUGCUGGCGUGGAGCGGAGCCGUGCGCAGGCGCGGCGCGGGUGGGAAGCUGGGGGAGGGAUGCGGGGGCUGGCGCGGCCCAGCGUUUGUUUGUUUUGUGGGUGGUGCGUGUGCAGCCCGGGAAAAGCUGGAAAUGGCGGCGCCGAGCGGGAGGUCGCAGUCCUCCCUGCACAGGAAGGGGCUGAUGGCGGCUGACCGGAGGAGCAGGAUUUUGGCAGUGUGUGGAAUGCAUCCUGACCACCAGGAAACUCUGAAAAAGAAUCGAGUGGUGCUGGCCAAGCAGCUGCUGCUGAGCGAGCUGUUAGAACAUCUCCUAGAGAAGGACAUUAUCACUUUGGAAAUGAGAGAGCUCAUCCAGGCCAAAGGGGGCAGUUUCAGCCAGAAUGUGGAACUCCUCAACCUGCUGCCAAAGAGAGGACCCCAGGCUUUUGACGCCUUCUGUGAAGCCCUGCGGGAGACCAGGCAGGGUCACUUGGAAGACUUACUGCUCACAACCCUCUCAGAUAUUCAGCACGUACUCCCACGGUUGAGCUGUGACUAUGACUCAAGUCUCCCUAUCUCGGUGUGUGAGUCCUGCCCUCCUCACAAGCAGCUCCGCCUAUCCACAGAUGCUACGGAACACUCCUUAGAUAAUGGCGAUGGUCCCCCCUGUCUUCUGGUGAAGCCAUGCACUCCUGAGUUUUACCAGGCACACUACCAGCUGGCCUAUAGGUUGCAGUCUCAGCCUCGUGGCUUGGCACUGGUGUUGAGCAAUGUGCACUUCACUGGAGAGAAAGACCUGGAAUUUCGCUCUGGAGGGGAUGUGGACCACACUACUCUAGUCACCCUCUUCAAGCUUUUGGGCUACAAUGUCCAUGUGCUACAUGACCAGACUGCACAGGAAAUGCAAGAGAAACUUCAGAAUUUUGCACAGUUACCUGCACACCGGGUCACAGACUCCUGCGUAGUGGCACUCCUCUCACAUGGUGUGGAAGGUGGCAUCUACGGUGUAGAUGGCAAACUGCUUCAGCUCCAAGAGGUUUUUCGACUUUUUGACAAUGCUAACUGUCCAAGUCUACAGAACAAGCCAAAAAUGUUCUUCAUCCAAGCAUGUCGUGGAGAUGAGACAGAUAGAGGGGUCGACCAGCAAGAUGGAAAGAACCACACACAAUCCCCUGGAUGUGAGGAGAGUGAUGCUGGCAAAGAGGAGUUGAUGAAGAUGAGACUGCCUACUCGCUCAGACAUGAUAUGUGGCUAUGCUUGCCUUAAAGGUAAUGCUGCCAUGCGGAACACCAAACGGGGUUCCUGGUACAUUGAGGCCCUCACUCAGGUGUUCUCCGAAAGAGCUUGUGACAUGCACGUGGCCGACAUGCUUGUUAAGGUGAAUGCCCUUAUCAAGGAGCGUGAAGGCUAUGCCCCUGGCACAGAAUUCCACCGAUGCAAGGAGAUGUCUGAGUACUGUAGUACUCUGUGCCGGCAGCUCUACCUGUUCCCAGGCUACCCACCCACGUGAUGCCGCCUGCUAUUCAUGCUGUUGGAGGCCACUGGACCACUGGGGACACAAUGGAGACUUCUCUUCAGAAUGGUUUUUGUUCUGUCUACCCUCUCAGGGAUGUGAGAUUCUCCCAGGCUUGUUUCCUGUCAGUCUUUGGUUGUGAAACAUAAGGAUGGCUCCUCCGGUGUGGUGUUCUCUACCUGUAGAGCCAGCUCUGAAUGGAUGUGUUGCCAGAAGCAUUUUGGCUACAGCCUAGAAAAUGACAUUGUGAACACAGUAUUAUUGUGGGAAGAGGGCAUUUGGAUUUCUCAAUGUUUGUGAUAUUUUUGUUCCCAAAGCAUCUUAGGAGUACUUGGAUCAUAGCUUUUUUUUUGUCUAAAUCAGUUAAGUAGUCUCAGAUCAUCUCCUUUUUUUUCCAUAUCUACAACCUCAUUUUUUCCACAGUGGAGAUUUGGAAGAUGUCCCAAUUUAAUGUAGGUGUUUUCAUCUGUCAUGAAGGGGCAGAUGAGACCCUACUACUUGUGAAGUUUCUAUGCAUACCCUGGAGUUCAGGCCCUAGGUGAAGGACGGACCCUCAGCCUUUCCACUGGUUCCUUUGUGUUCAGUGCACCCAGCCUUUGAACAGAGCCUAGGGUCUGCAUGCCAUGACACUGGAAGUCAUAGAAAUUUCCCGGGUCAUGCUUUGUGUGAACUGUCACUGAAUGAACCUCAUCGGGCAUAUAUACAUAAAAAUGCAGUGACAGGUGAGUGUGCUGUGUCUCAUACUAUCGCCUGUCAUCAGGAUGUCUCUCCUUCCUUACUGUGGUUUCUGCAUACACUUAAACUGUACUUGACGGCUGGCCUCCAGGGUCUCUCUUGCUUUGUACUGGUUCCCCUCUUUACCUUCACCCCAUUCACUGCUUCUGUGAAGUCGUCCUUUGUAGGAUGUUUCUUGCCACUUAAGCUGUACUGUAGUUGCUUAUUGUUUCUGCCUUCUGCCUCAGCAUAAGGCUUCUUUGGUUUUCUGCGGCAGCGCCUCCCUUCUCAUUGUUUGUCUGUGUUUUAGUGGGGAUAGUACCAUAUGUGAUAUAACCUAGAAGCACUUGUCUCUGCUCUUAUGAAACUUGCUUAUUCUUGAAAACCUUCUGCAUUUCCAUUUUUUUCCUCUCUUCCAGUUUAUUCUCCAUGUAACAGAGUAGUUUGGUUUUUAAAAUAUCUGGUGAUGUCAUUCCCUUGCUUAGAACACUAGCUUCCUGUUACACUUCAUCUAAAAUGCAAAUUCUUACCCAGCUUACGAGAUCUGGCUCAUACCUUCCCUUUGGAUCUCAUUAAAUGGCGAUUUCUCACUAUGUUCCAGCCCCUCUUAGGUCUUCAACUCAGUCUUGCAGGUGUUCUGAACUCUCCUUUGGCUAGUCUCUGAUUUUUGAGUCUGGCGGAGGCCUCUUGACCAUGCUGCCCAUGCUGUCUUCUGUGCCUCCUUAUGACGGCAUCAUGUUGGUCUCUGUUGUGCUUACUGCAGGCUGUAAUGGCACUUUUGCUUGUUUCACUUGUUCCCUCUGAGGCUGAAUGCUCCAAGAGAACGGGAACUGUGCUUCUUACUUACUGAUAUCCAGUAACUGGCACUUACUAGGUCUUCAUGAAUGUUUCCUGAGUAAAGGAAGGAGACCAGCAGCUAACCUUAGUUAGAGCCUACCUUUUGCAGUUUCUAAAUUGAUAUUAUAGUGUACAGUUCAAUUAGUAUUUGUACUCUUAUGGGUUUUUUUUCCAGGUGUUUUAUUUUUAUCCACUGUUUUGUUGUUGUUUUUUUACAUUUUUCUACAUAUCACGUGUGAGACAACUUCUUUCACAUUUCCAUGGUGCCCAGCAAAUUUGAGGCCUAUGGUAGUUGAGGUGCUCAACUAAUGUUUGUUGUAUGAACCAAGUGGUUUGAAGACUUGCUGCCAAAUUCUGCCUUUUGGGUCAGUAUAGGAUGCAUAAGUGGUAGAAUCUUCACACUUCCCACUGCCAAGAUUUUGUAUUGCCAUCAGGUGCCAAAUAAAUGUUGAUACUUAUUACUGA
This is a messenger RNA of Mus caroli (Ryukyu mouse), 3513 nucleotides long. RefSeq names its product caspase 2 (gene Casp2). Gene Ontology annotation, biological process: regulation of apoptotic process; proteolysis. The record is from RefSeq and is a predicted model, not a curated record. NCBI's taxonomy places the organism in Eukaryota, Metazoa, Chordata, Mammalia, Rodentia, Muridae. Gene Ontology annotation, molecular function: cysteine-type endopeptidase activity.